Molecule: messenger RNA, 8719 nt
Organism: Pocillopora meandrina
Lineage: Eukaryota; Metazoa; Cnidaria; Anthozoa; Scleractinia; Pocilloporidae
Source: the annotation of a GenBank genome assembly
AUGGCUAAAGAAAGAAGUCCAAUUAAGGUUCCAUCUGAAAAUGAAGACUUACCUGACAAAGAAAAUGCUCCAGAUUUUGAUGAGGACAAUUUACGAGGUGAGCUAGGUUCAACUUUGGCUUCAGUCACUGUUAAAACAUUUUCUAUUCCACCAGUUUCAAGAAUGUAAGCAGAUGUGGAGAAUGAUAUUAAUACACUGCAUGACAACCUUAAAUGAUGUUUGGCCAGUCAUGACUCUCUUCUAUGAUUACAAUAAUUAUGUAGUUUAUUGACUGAGAGGAUCUAUGACAUAUUUGUUAUUUUCUUUUCUCAAAUUUCAAAGCAAGUACACAAAGUUAUAAUAAGUAAAGACUUUAUUUGAUCAUCAUAUAACAUUCAUUUUGUAAGUUUGCAUCAUAAGUACCAUCAUCAUCAUCAUCUUUCCAUUAUAAUAUGCCACAUUAAAUUGAAAGUUUCAACUUCCCCUUAGCAACCAAUUUCCAGUAGAGUGCAAGUGUUAUAUCAUUGAAUAUGGAGGUGUUUAACCCUUGACACCCUAACAUCAGUAUCCAUAUUCUAUUCUUUGUAUGUUUCUUGUGGUACUGAAAAAGAGAAUUCAUUUGAAGAUCAAUGCUUCUUAGGUUGGUGAUCAUUUCCUUUAUUCUCAUGAGCUUAGUGAAUGAUUCAGCAGUAUUACUCCAAGCUUUUCAGGGGAUGGGUCAAGUCAGGCAGUUGCAAAAGUGGCAGCUGGCACUAAAGGAAAAAUCUGCAGAUUUUAAAUCUCCAGAUCUUGGCAGCUCUGCUUAUGCACUAAUUAACUACAACCACAGGUAAUUAUUAACUACAACCACAGACUUUGACACAAAUUAUUUUUUAUUUUUUCUUUGCAGCCAUAGCUGAUGUUUAUAGAAAUGAGGGUAAUGAGGCCUUCAAGAAAGGAGAUUUCAUCAAUGCUAUUCAUUUUUACACCAAAGGAAUUAAAAUGAACUGCAAUGAGAAAGAACUGAAGGCCAAACUGCACAACAACAGGGCUAUUGCACAUUCUAAACUUGGUAAGAUGAUGAUAUCCAUUUUUUUCUAUUUUGAAGCUAUUGAGUUGUCAGUAGUAGUUUUCUGAAAAAGGUGAUAAUUUUGAAUGCAUGCCUGGAAAAAUUUACAUCUUAUGUUGGCCUCUCAAAUAUACAAAGAAGUAACCUCUUACCCCAGAUAUCAAUGAGCAUCACAAGUUUUUUUCCCAAAAUUAUAGUAAUGGUAGUUGGUUUGCAACAUGUAUGGCUAAUCAGAGAUAUUUAUUUCAAUAACAGGAAAUCACCAGGAUUCACUAAGGGAUGCAGAAGCAGCCAUUGAGUUAAAUCCAGCUUUCCUUAUGGCAAUUGUGAGAGGUUAGAUAUGUCAGCUGUGCUAUAAUAAUAAUAAUAACAAAAGAACUCAACACUCUAAGGUUAAAUGAGGUUAAAUGGAGUUCAAUAUUGUCUCAAUUGACUUUAAUUAAGAGGUCGAGACCACCCUGAUGUACAUUUGAAUCCAGCUCUUGACUGCUACGCCAGUACUUUCCAUUAAUCAUGAUAAGAAUAUUAUUUUGAACGGGAUGAAGAACUCAAUGCGGAAUGCAAAGCAAAAUUUCAGCAUGAAUAUUUUAGUUCCUUAAGUCCAAUGAGUGACAGGUGUCAGAUAUGUUAAGAGCGUGUCCACGAGAGCACCGGGCAGUCGUGCUACAAGCCAUCUCACCGAUUUCAAUGAAACUUUGGCAGUUUAAAGGGUCUACCCCAAAACUCAAAGAGACAAACUGGUUUCUGUUUUGGUUCUUCCGGGGAGAUAGACCACACCGGUUUUUUUCUUGGUUUUCACCAAGGAAAUCGCUUCAAAUAGGUAAAAUGUAUGAAGCUCUCACGGCGAUGGUCUUUAACCGAUUACUUUGAGGAUUUGCACACAUAUUUUUACAUCCUUAGUUAAUGUCUGCUGCGAGUAUCAUUCAGUUUGAUUGACGGCUUGUCAAUCAAUAGAGGCAAAUAUACGACUUUGGUUUUAGACUUUUCGAUUCAUCCAAAUAUUUGACAACUUUGAGGUCAAAUAUCUCCCGUUUGCCAGAAAGCUACAACACUAUUCCUAAUACCCCUUUAUAACCCAUUAUUUCAUCUCUGAAAAUCAUCAAAAAAUCUUUGGGCACUACCGUAUUUUUGUCUUGGAUACCUUUUAAAAUCUGCGACUGUGACAAGUUUCUCUUAACUAUACCUGUCACACAAUUUUUGCUCUAGGCGGUCACUUGACAAAAUAAACCUACAUUUUUUAGCUCUUUAUACAAGAUGAUAGAUCAAGAAAGGUGAAAAAUGUGAAAUACUUUCGAGAUUUUUUGUAGGAUUGGAAAAUUUCACGUUUAGAGAGAUGCAUGUAAACGAAAAAUCAAUGGGAAAAUCGUAGCGUUUCUUUCUUCAGUCGUUUAUUACUUUAUUACUUUUUAUUACAACUUCGGCUUUUACAGACGAGAAAUUCUGCGCUCUCGCUCGAGAGCAAAUAUCAAUACUUCUAUCAGACUAAAAACUGUGCCUCUAUCCCGAAAAAAAAAUUAAAAUAGUGUUGUCGUUGUCACUUACCGCCAUCAAACAUUUCCAUGCAGAACUCCGCUAAGCUAACAUCUGUUGUGUGACCCGAAGACUCUUAGUAGGAAUUAUUCAAGCGCGUUGUUCAUGCUGUCUGCUAGAUAACAAUUUCAGAAUAAUCUGCAGAUCUCUAUGAUUAUUUGCCUGCUUCGAUCGUAAAAUAUCUGCAUAUUUUUUUCAAGCAUUCUAUUACUACACAUAAAUCUUCAUCUCUCUAGAUCGAGUGUUGCCGGCGUUUAAUUGCGUGACUUGUAAAAUUUUUAAAUGAGAAUCUGAGCCAGCGGUAAUUUGACGAGUAGCCUUCCUGCAAAUUUGCCUUGAUGAAAUCCCAAGACAUAGCCAGUUGUUUUCGUGAGCAAAGACAAUAAAUAUGAGAGGAAAGUGAGAUGCAAAUGUCUUCUUUUUUUUAGCUUAAUAUCAGCUUUACCUUCGUCUAAAUUUUGCAAGGUCUCUCCUUAUCUUCUGCCUUGUUCGGUCAGUUUCGAAUUCUGAAGCUAGAUCAUUGGCAUCGGCCUCUCCGUCCUUAUUCAUAUUUACAGAGGGGGACCUUAUCAAUAAAACAAUUUUUGUUACGGCAGAUAACCGGCUGAAGUAUCGAGCGAUUUGCUGCUGUAAGACCGGUCAGUCUUAGACAACAUUUCUGGCUGGUGUCGUCUCUUAAACUCGAUAUUUGGGAAAUCACAUUAGAGGCGGUUGCCUUACUAGUUUCCUCCCUUGUCCAGCACACUAGAUCUCUAGGAGAUAAUUCUCUGCUUUCUGAGAAAAGGUGGCUGUUUUUUGUGUUUUCCAAUGAGCCCAUCCAAAGUCCUCUUGGCUAGUUAGGGGUUGUUCGUCAGAAUUUUUACCUGAGGUCCGACCUGAAAUGUAGCCAUCCCCUAUAGAAUGGCAAGCCGGUCUUAGUCCAUUUCCUCUUGAUCUUAUCCUAGGCGGAAUUUUUUUCUCGGCUUCACUGUGUUUGUCUUUGUCAGGAUACAUCCUUCUUUUAGCAAGAAUAUCUGGCUUUCUUGUUCCGUCUAUGACGGAUUGGGUAGAGUUCUCGCGAUGACCCGCGUUCAGAAAUCUGUGCACGUUGCUGAUAAGCACCCGCUUCUACGACUAGUUUGCUGAAAGUUUCUAAUGUGAUGAGCCUAGUGAGAUCCUGAGGUGCUUCAAACUGUGCCAGUUGGUCUGCGCUAUAAACUUGUCGAAGUUCUUAAGUCAGAGGGACGAUCGCCCACCUCUAUCUAUGUGAGCGCUUCUACAAUACCUGCGUAUCCCUAGCAAUCAUAUGAUAUAAAGUUCAUCUCAGUCACAAAUCACCAGUUAGGAAAACUGAUAUUCAGAUAAGCGCUCUUCUUGCCCUUCUCCUUAUUCAUUGUCGACUCUAAGAUAGCAGCUACAGUACGCGUUCUAUUUAGGUUUACAGUCACCUUGCCGCCACCAGAAAGACUCGCCACCAGCUUUGAUUUCUUCUGCCAUCUGCAGAUUCAUCUCUCUCUCACUUUCUGUCUCCGAUUUUUAUGAGGAGGAUACUGGCAUUUACGAACCCGAAGGUCUGAAUCUCACACCAAGUUGUGCACGAUAUAUGAGGUACAUCGUGAAAUUGCGGCCUUCGUAAUCUCCAAAUAAGCCAAUACGCGCUUGAAUAAGCUUCAUCUCGGAUGAAACGCAUGUUUGGGAUACAUCGACGUCUCUCAAAUGUUUUUUUUUUUAAGCUGUAUACCCACAAAUUUAGAGGUGUGAGCUGUUGCCGUCCCUGGCCAGCGCGAGAAAAGUAACAUUUGGUUGUACAUUUUGUUGCAAAUGAAGAAGACAACUGCACCAUCUUGACUUUAUCAAUUCGAGUGUUAGAUUGAAUUGAAGGCUUUUUAGACACUCGAUUUCUUAUAUGGCAUCACUAUGAAGACGUAAUACAACUGAUGCAACUACACUACAUAGGAUUAACAAUGUCUGUUGCGCUGUUGCGAGAAGGAGGAAAAUAUUACCGGAAGUGUACGCUCUUUUAAAAAAGAGUUUCAGAGAUGUCUAUCUUUGAUCGGCUGUCACAAAAAAAUGACCCCACUUAAAUUUUCUAGGAAAAAUGAACUUACCAAAUCCUUGAAAAAAUUGGAAUUCAUUUGACCGAUACGCCGGUUGUUUCAAUUUUUUUUUUUCCUCGGGCUGCUAUGAAACAGUUCAUAAGUGACUCAUGAAUAAAGUGUUUUGAAAUACCGUUCGGGAUUUGCCUUUUUUUUUUUCUGCGUGCAAAUCAAGGGUAGACAAAGUUUUUUAAAACAUUUGACUAAAAUUUCAUGGAGUUCACCUCGAUAAUUUUCGUCGGCCAGAGUCAAGACGCGCCAAGCUAAGCGAGAUCGCCCUCCAGUAAAACAAUUUUCCAAAGAAUAAACGUGGCGAGCGUGAGGAAACGCACAUUUUUUUCAUCAUUGUGAUCAAAGUCCAAUGAUGUACCUAAAUUGGUACUUACGGUGUCAAACCAUUGAUUAUGACAGGGUGAGCUUAGUUUUUCUGUCGAGGUCGACGUGACUUCACAUUAAAAGCAUUUUUGACGGAACAAACUAGUGAUCAUCACUGCACGAACCGAGAAAGUAAAAACUUGUAUUUAUCUCCAACGCGUUUCGUCUGACAAUAGUAGACUUCAUCAAGGAUUUUUUCAAGCAGGGUAAAUAAGCUUCCUCAUAUACAAAUAGUAAAUAAGUUAUCUCUUUACUAUUGAAGUCAGUGGAUAGAAUACGCCAGGUGCGCCUACGGUGUUAUACAUGCGUGACAUUUUCCUGACGUUACAUGUACCUUGGCAUGUAGCUUGUGAGGCGUGAGUGGCCCAGUGGUCAGAGCGCUGGACUCUGGGUCGGACGGCCCGGGUUCGAGUCCUGGAUGGGGCACUACGUUGUGGCCUUAAGCAAGUCGCUUCACUCACCUUGCUUCGUCUUCUCGGAUAAGACGUUAAGCCGGAGGUCCCGUCUCCUGCAGGGUUUGGGGUAGGAGACGUUAAUUUCCCACGCACGAGAUAACUGUGUGAUGGAUGUCCUCCCCUGGGUUGGGUUGGGUGGGUUUGUAACUUGUAAGGCGCAUCUGAUUAUUCAUAUAGAUAUUUGCGCCGAAUAAAUUAAGGAUGAUGAAACAUGUACGAUCCGUUUAAGGGUCACAGAUUUAGUGUAAAUAUUUCACUCCUCAACAUCACCCAAUGUCUCUAGUUUACAGAGGUCUUAGAACGUGUCAUUAUAUGGAGUUGCCUUCUGCGGGUAGAAGACUACAAGCGAAUUUCUCAGGCGUAAUUGCCUUUGAUUUCUCAAUUGAUGUUAUCGCAAACACAGUUUUUGGGAGUCACGAGACAAAAAAACUUAUCAGGGCCUAGUUUCAUGUUCUAAUAGAAAUAAAUAGCAAAUAAAAACACAUUUUCUUGAGAAAUAAAGUCACAAAUGACGGGGGUUCUCCGAAACAAAUAAUGAUAAAAAAAGAUUUCAGUUCUGGUCAAUAUUGACUUUUCAUGGCCUACUUCCAAAUCUGAGGGAACGUGCUGAGGGAAUAAAAAAACAUAAAUGUGUGAUAAUGCAAGUAAAAGAAUGAAAAUACAAAUAAAGAAAAGGGAGAAAACAUAGGAACCCGUGUUGCAGCGUGCAGAUAUCUUUUGAACCAGACCUAGACACAUAAGCCCGACACCGGCCAGAGAAACUCGAAAGAGUCCUGUAUAUGAACUAGCUCGCACGUGCACGCAGGAAAGGCCAUGACAAUCAGCGAAAAUAAUAGCAAAUGCAGAUGAUAUUUGCAGUCAAUAAACAACAAAAUAAGAUAACAGAAGGAUUAGGAACUUUUUAGAAGUGUCUUCUUGAAAAAAAAAAAAAACAAGCAAUUUUUACUUCUCAUAAAAGGUCACACAGUGACCCUACAAAUACUAUUCCUAUACGUGGAAUUUCUUGAUGGUAGAAAGUGGAAAAAACAUUUUCCACUCUUAUUUUCUGGAAACACGGCGUAGUUAAUGAAUUUAUGAGGCUAUUGAUAUUUAACAAAUAGAGAAGCCUUGACUGUGCUCUGUUCUGUUAUAAAGCACGCAGGAAGCGGCUAGAGCACGAAAGAAGUGUAGGGAGAAACACGAGACGUAGUCGAGUGCUUCUUCCCACUUCUUGAGUGCUCUAGCCGCUUCCUAAGUGCUUUAUAACAGAACAGAGCACAGUCAAGGCUUCUCUAUUUGUUUUAUAAUAAAGAAUCCGUUAAAUUACCCAAGCAUUACUUUCAAUUUCCAAAACAAACUUUAUUUCCAAAGCGAACAACAAUGUCGUCAGCAUGCUCUAUACUCUCAUAAUGCACACUGCAAUAAGCCAAUUAGAAUCCUUGUUAGAAUGAUUCAAAUAAUCUGAUUGGCUGUACAAGACUAAAGCUGUCAAAAGUGUCAAACCAUCAAAGUCCAAAAACCAUCAAAGUUCACAUUCUACGAUAGUUUACAAACUAAAAUAGUUCGGCAAGUCGAACUUGACAAUUUUGCGUGAAGUUUUUGAGUCUCUAAUACAGAAUCUUGAAGUGAAAUGUUCAGUGAACUUCAGCCGAAUUAUGGCUCAUAAAAACACGCGAGUUUUUUCCACAUGACAAGGCAGAAAACAAACUAUUCAAGGCGAGUGUUUUUGAAUGAACGACAGCCGAAUUCACCGGAACAUAAAGAUCGCUCGUGAUGACAGCGCCGCAAAACUCCGUUGCAGUGGCUGAUGUGAAUUGCUCUAGCUCAGCUCUAUGCUCUAUACUCUCAUAGAGCACGCUCUUUCAACCAAUGACAGCGUGCGUUAUAUGCGAACUUUAUUAUAAUUCCUAACAAAUAAAGGGGCAGAGUUUCCCGUCAUUCGCGGUAUGGAAAAGCCGAAGUUGUUACACUCGGAACUUGUACGUCAACAAGCAGGCGACAUGUGACCUUAAAAUCUCCUCUCCUGAUUAUAAUGAUAAUAGACGAUCAAAGUAUAGGCUAAUGAAUGUUUUGUUCUGUACAAGAGCCCUAUGUCCUGAUUUUAGCAAAUCUUCAAAGUAAUAAACAAACUGAAGAAAGAAACGCUACGAUUUUCCCAUUGAUUUUCCGUCAACAUGCAUCUCUCUAAACGUGAAAUUUUCCAUUCCUACAAAUUAUCUCGAAAGUUUUUCACAUUUUUCACCUUUCUUGACCAAUCAUCUUGUAUAAAGAGCUAAAAAAUGUAGGUUUAUUUUGUCAAGUGACCGCCUAGAGCAAGAAUUACGUGACAGGUGUAGUUGAGAGAAACUUGUCACAGUCGCAGAUUUUAAAAGGUAUCCAAGACAAAAAUACGGUAAUGCCCAAAAAUUUUUUGAGGAUUUUCAGAGAUGUAAUGAUGGGUUAUUAAGGGUAAUUAAGAUUAGUGUUGUAGCUUUCUGGCAACGGGAGAUAUUUGACCUCAAAGUUGUCAAAUAUUUAGAUGAAUCGAAAAGUCUAAAAAUACCAUCGUAUAUUUGUCUCUGUUGAUUGACAAGCCGUCGAUCAAACUGACUGAUACUCGCGGCAGCCAUUAAUUAAGGAUGUUAAAAUAUGUGUGCAAAUCUUUAAAGUAAUCGGUUUAAUACCAUCGCAGUGAGAGCUUCAUACAUUUUACCUAUUUCAAGCGAUUUCCUUGGUGAAAACCAAGAAAAAAGCGGGGGUGGUCUAUCUCCCCGGAAAGAAACAAAACAGAAAUCAGUCUGUUUUCUGGAGUUUUGGGUUAGACCCUUUAAACUGACAAAGUUUCAUUGAAAUCGGUGAGAUGGCAUGUAGCACGACUGCCCGGUGCUCUCGUGGACACGCUCUGAAGUCACUAUCUAGCUGUUUUAAAAAGAAGGAUCAGGACUUACCUAACUUUUAGUGUUUUUGUGGCAGUUGUUGAUCCCAAUUUAAGUUUUCUUAGAAGUUUCAGUUGUCUGUAAAGCUAAAUAAAUCUAACUGAAACCUAACAGGGCCUGUUUAUUCUUUUCCGUUUAGUUUUUUUGUAUUGUUUUGUUUUGUCUUUUUUUUUUCUUCUGGUCUGUAAUGAUUUCAAUGGUUUCAGGUUCUUUUCUCAGAAUUGAGCUACAGUAAUAGUAUGCUUCUUUGUGUUGUUGCCUACAGGAGCCACUGCUUGUGUUGAAUUGAAGAGAUUUGAAGAAGCAAUCACUUGGUGUGAUAAGGGACUAGCUGUAUCCUUUGAAGGAAUCUUUCAUUUUUAA